GAUGACGUCAUCGAAUCAGUGACGUAAUAAGAAUUCACUAUAGAAUGGAAUCUUGGAUCUAGAAUUCUGGCACCCCAUCGUGUGUCCACAUAAUCUGUCUUGACACAAAGACUUCACAGGACACGCCAACGGCCAGCAAACGCACAAAAUCAAGAUGAGCGACGAGGGAAAAUCUCUACUGGUGUCUUCCUCGGGGUUCUAUGCCCACUUUCUGAGGAGAGAAUUCUGCGACGCGGUGGUCGAAGUCGAGGACGUAGCUUUUAAAGUCCACAAAGUCAUCCUGUGUAAAUGCAGCCCUUACUUCAUCGCUCUCUUCAGACGCUGGUCGCUUCCAGACAGAACCGUAUUCCACAUCCUCGGCGUGUCUCCUCACGCCAUGCAGCUCAUCAUAGAGUUUGCCUACACGGGCUCCAUCGCCGUGACGGAGGAAAACGUGCAGGAGCUGCUGCUGGCGGCCGACCAGCUCAACGUGAUGGGCGUGGUGCGGAGCUGCUGCGACUUCCUGCUCGGGCUGCUCUGCCCGAGGAACUGCGUCGGCAUCUUUCAGUUCACCGACAUCUGCUUCUCCAGGGACCUGCGGAACAGGGCCUUCAGCUACAUCGUCGGCCACUUUGACGAGGUCGCUCUCACCGAGGAGUUCCUGCAGCUGUCCGCGCUGCAACUGGCCAACGUCCUGGACAGGGACGACCUCAACGUGAGGGUAGAGAGCUUUCCGUUCGAGGCCAUCCUCCGCUGGAUCGCCCACCGCCCUCAGGAGCGUGAGGCCGACAUGGUGGUGCUUUUCCCUAUGGUCCGACUCGCCAAUCUGAGCGAAGGCUACUUAAAGAUCACCGUGAAGUCCAACGAGCUGGUGAAAAAACACCCGGAAUGCACGGCCUUGGUCAACGAUGCCUUCAACACCAUAUCUUUCCUCAGGAAGUGCGGAACCACCAAUUUUGACUUCUGGAAAACGGUUGCCCGCCCCCGCCUGCCCAACGCCAUCCUGCUGGCCAUCGGCGGCUGGAGCGGCGGCGACCCGACAAACAGUGUGGAGGCGUACGACGUCCGCGCCAACUGCUGGCUCGACGUGACCAAUGGCGACGAGCGGCCCCGCGCCUACCACGGCUGCGCCAUCCUCGCCGGCAGCGUUUACUGCAUCGGCGGCUUCGACAGGGCCGAGCACUUCAACAGCGUGUGUCGGUUGGAGCUGAGCACGCUCACCUGGCACGCGGCGGCGCCCAUGUACCACCGGCGCUGCUACGUGAGCGUCAGCGUGCUGGGCGACUUCAUCUACGCCAUGGGGGGCUUCAACGGGCACGCGCGGCUCAGCUCGGCGGAGCGCUACCGGCCCGACACUAACCAGUGGAGCCCGAUCGCGCCAAUGCACGAGCACCGGAGCGACGCCAACAGCACGACGCUGCACAACAAGAUUUACAUUUGCGGUGGUUUCAAUGGGACAGAGUGCCUGCAAACGGCUGAAUGUUACGACCCGGGGACCAACCAGUGGACCAUGAUCGGCUCCAUGGGCAGCCGGCGCAGUGGAGUCGGCGUCACCACAUACGUAGACCACAUGUAUGCAGUCGGCGGCUUUGACGGCACCAACCGCCUGUGCAGCACCGAGGUCUACGACCCGCUGAGCGACGCCUGGUACGAGGUGGUCCCCAUGCUGACUCCCCGCAGCAACUUCGGCAUCGUGGUGCUGGACGGCAGCCUCUUCGUGGUCGGGGGCUUCAAUGGCAUGACCACCACCAACCAGGUGGAGUACUACGACGCCGCCACCAACAAGUGGGAGCACGCCUGCAGCUUGGACUUGUUCCGCAGCGCGCUGAGCUGCUGCGUGGUCUCCAGGCUGCCCAACAUGAUCGGGUACGUCGUCUCCCGGAACCGAGACCCGGUGGCGGAGGAAGGGUUUGAGGAGUCGGGGGACUCGGGCUGAAAGCGGCCUGCGUUCCUCACCCAAGCCGAAGAGAGUUCGGACAUGAAAUACUGAAAUAAAUGUUAUCUGGCGUUGAACUGGUGUCACUAAGCUGCUUGAGCUCGUUCGGCUUGUAAGUUUUAUGUUCCGUGAGGACACAGGGUUGAUCCAGAAUGCACCACUGCAACAAUAACUCCCAAAUACGAUGAAAUGUGGGGUGGAUUUGCGUCAGGAACUCUCUCACACUACUUUUUACACACAUGAUUUUCUAAUAUAUUUAAUUUUUUGGGGACCAAUCAAGUUAUUGUGUUACGUCGACUCAGUUGUCACAUAACUUCAAUACUCUUCUACUAAUCACUACUUAUCACUGCUAAUGGUAAAAUGUUCCCCGUCAAUCCGAUGGCUCGACGACUGAGACUUUACUCAGACUGUUAUUUCCCUGUGGAGUGGAGGAAUAAAAGAAAAAGGGAAGGAAACAGGAAAAUAGAGAGAAAGACAUGACAAAAAAAACAUGAUUCUUUCAGAAUAGAAAUCGUUGCUGUCACAUGACACGCGUGUCCCAGUGUCGUCCAACUAAAUUUGGACAAAACUGGGAUAAUAAUAAUUCAUAAAUGGUUUCGCUGUGUGUGUUUUGGGAAUAAAACAAAAUACUUUAUUAAUAAUUAGUUCAUUUGACUUAUUACAGGGGCAACACAGACAGGUUUAAAAACGCUGGAAUGUCUUUCUCAUUGUGAAAAUGUAAGAAAUACAGAAUUUGACACAAACAGAAAAACUCCUGUAUUAUUGCUCUCUUUUUGUCGCUUGCAUCUCUUCUUCAAGUCCUUCUUCACUCAUUUAUAGGACCAUUGUGCUGGUCGACCUCUGAAAACAAUAGCUUUACUUAUUCUAUUAGUUUCAAUUACAAAUUGCUUUUACAUUACAUGUCAUCGUAGCUGACACUUUUAUCCAAAGCGACUUAAAUAGCAUUUUAACCCAUGGUUUUAUAUUUUGCCUGGGGAGCAAUUCGGGGUUGGCUGUCUUGCUCGGGGACACUCGGGGAAAAUCAAAACGUUGAGGCUUUCGUCGGCGCUCUCGCCGUAGUUAUUAAAACCACUAGAACACUCUGGAACAUCUGACCCCAAAGAAAGUGUGUCAACGGAGCAUGUGAGGUGGAGGAGGGACGAGCUGGGACUUGAUU
Molecule: messenger RNA, 3071 nt
Organism: Pungitius pungitius (ninespine stickleback)
Lineage: Eukaryota; Metazoa; Chordata; Actinopteri; Perciformes; Gasterosteidae
Product: kelch-like protein 10
Exons: 5
Coding region: 155-1915 (586 amino acids)
Molecular function (GO): protein binding
Source: RefSeq, a predicted model, not a curated record